UUUUACCGCAUUCACACAGGCAUCUUCUCCAAAUUUAUCCAACUCCAUUUGCGGUUUUAGAAUCCUUGGCAUCUUCUCCAAAUUUAUCCAACUCCAUUUGCGGUUUUAGAAUCCUUGGCAUCUUCUCCAAAUUAUAAGAUGGGGGAGAAGUGAGAAAUAUAGACGGGCCGGGCAGACUUUUGGACGCCAUCAUGUAUAGCUAAGUAGCUUGCUUUAUUCCUCUUCUUUGUCUUGUGAUUUAGGAAAAACAAGAGGAAAAAGGCUAAAUUUCAUCGGAUUCAAAUGUAUUUAGCAACAUCAACAGGCUACAGGUUACAGUCUCCUCUCGUAGUACAAGAUUGCAAGUGUGGAACCCUACAAGGUUGAAACCCUACAAAUUUGAAACCCUAGCGUUUGAAAGGCUCAAGUUUGGGAGUGGGGGGAGGGGUGCAAAUUUGGUGUCUGGUCAUGCGCUUAUCGCAGCAGCAGCAGCGGGCCUCUCGUGAUUCGCUGGAAAUUUUUCGGAAGAGGAGGAGGUCGCACCCUCGAGCAUGCGGCUGCGAAGCACACAUCGCAGCUGGGGCACACGCGUGUAAGAAGCAAAGGACAAUCACCACACUGGAGGACAACCAAAAUCACAUCAAUACUGGGCGCCGUAGGAGCCUCAGAAUCAAGGAAAGUUCUAUAAACCGUGGGCUUUCAGAUGUCAAUGACGAGCCUCCCUCUGUCAAAGCUGAAAAGGAGAAAAAAGUGAAACCUGAAAGCAAAGCGGCAGACGAAAAAUCGGUUAAGCAGCAGAAUGGGAUUGAAAGCUGGGACACCAGGCUCAGACACAGGGCUAGAGAUUCCUCCAAGCCCCAGAUAGAUAAGGAUAUUGAGCAAAAUCAGCAUACAAGGAAGAGAAAACGAGAGCGGGACCUGAGCGACUGCAAUGGCCCUGGUCACUUAAUAGAGAAACCUGAUGAUUCUGAAACUGAAACGUUCGCAUUACCCUGUUGGGCGACAAAAUCAAGAAGGAAACCCCGAUUGCAGGCAGCAUUAGGGAUAGGGAAGGAUGCAAUUGCUUCCCCGCAAUUCCCCGAUUUGCAUAUACAACAAUGGAAGAAGUCAUCUUUAUUGGAUUUGAAUGCAAAUGUCAGGCAACAACCAACCUCUUUAGCAGCGAAGGAUGGAAAUGCACUCUGUAAAGAUAUUAAUGGACGCUCUUCAUCGUUAGAUGGCAAAAAUCAUGCUAAUAAGCAAUCAAUGCUAAAGACUGCAGGGUCUGACGCUCUGCAAAUUGACAUCACAGUUCCCUGCAAUGCACAAAUUCAUCUACAACUCACAUUGGCUGGAAAUUCAGUCCAGGAGCAACAACACAAAAGCCAUUCUCUAGUGCACCGACCGGAAAACCUUAAAGCUGACUUCAUUGGCAUCGAAACCUCUGAAGCUUGCAUGAUCGAUGAAGAGGGCAUUGCUUGCGAAAACACCAACUCUAAUUCCGAAUGUUCUAGGAGGGAUCUCGGCAGUGAAGCAAAAUAUCAAGAUUCUGAUUGUAGCAGGGAACUUGGUGAAGAAGCUGGACCUCAACCUUCUAAAGGUUCUAGCAGGGGUCUUGAUUGCAAAUCGAAACUUGCAGAUUCUGAAAAUGGUAACAGAGAUCUUGGUGUGCCAGCAAAACAUCAGAGUCCAACUGCUGGUUCUCACCCGGUUUGUAAGUCAAGCAAUGAGAAUGGAUCAGGUGCGGAAACUGCUGAUACAGGCAAGAUUGAGCGAAGUGGUGUAUAUUCAGGUGCAAAUAUACAUGUGGAAGAGAUGGAUGUUGAUGAAGCAACAUUAGAACAAUCAGCGAUGCAUCCUAGUGUUGCGCAUCAAGGGAUUGCUCUUUGUAAUGUUGUGAAUGGUAUUGUAGAGUCUGGUGCUAGACUCUGUGAAGACAACCAAUCUGAAGAUGGGAACGAUAUAAGAGAAUCCAAUAGCAAGCAUUGUAAACAUGCUAUUGUGCAACAGGAAGCAGACAGGGAAACAGUAAACACAAGGGCUUUUGAUGUAGGAGAGAGUUUAGAACCUGUUAACGAGUCAAUGCAAAAGGGCAGUAGUGUUCUGAAUUUCAAAUUUCAGAGGUCUGCAAUUAUUGAAGGGCGCAAAUGUGGUCUAUGUGGUGUGGGCAAUGAUGGGAAGCCUCCAAAGAAGCUGUCUCAAGAGAUCACAGAUAGUGAUAAUGAAAUUUGUGGUGAGUUGCAGGCAACUACGGAGGAGUCUAAAUAUCAGGAAGGGGAUGGGUUUGGAGAUGAUCCAGGUUGGCUUGGACGCCUUUUGGGUCCCCUCAAUGAUCGCCAUGGCAUUACUGGAGUGUGGGUUCACAAACAAUGUGCUGUAUGGAGCCCUGAGGUCUAUUUCUCAGGUUUGGGCUGUCUCAAAAAUGUUCGUGCAGCACUUGCUAGAGGCCGUGCUCUCAAGUGCAGUCGUUGCGAUCGACCAGGAGCAACAAUUGGAUGUCGAGUUGACCGAUGCCCACGGACUUAUCACCUUGCUUGUGGUAGAGCCGAAGGUUGUGUGUUUGACCAUAAAAAAUAUCUUAUGGCUUGCACCGAUCAUCUGUAUCUGUUCCACCCAAGAGUUCGAUCUUGCCGUGAGAUGCAAAAGAUGCGGUUACAGAAGAUGGUAAUUGAAACAAGAAAAGAAAAUGCAGCUGCCCUUCGGAAAGACUUAGAGGCAGAAGAGAAAUGGCUAGAAAAUUAUGGUGAGGAUGAGGAAUUUUCGCGACGUGAACGGAAGCGGCUCCAUCGAGAUUUGGAAAGAAUAGCCCCUGUCUAUAUUGGGGGGUCAUCAUCUGGCAAUGCUAGUUUUGCAGAGGGUUGGGAAAGUGUGGCUGGCCUGCAAAAUGUUGUAAGGUGUAUGAAAGAAGUAGUGAUUUUACCUCUCUUAUACCCACAGUAUUUUGAUAAUCUUGGUAUCACACCACCUAGGGGUGUUCUUCUACAUGGUUACCCUGGCACUGGUAAGACACUUGCUGUGCGAGCCUUAGUUGGUGCAUGUUCCCGUGGUGAUAGGCAAAUAGCUUACUUUUUUCGCAAGGGAGCAGAUUGUUUGGGGAAGUAUGUUGGGGAUGCAGAACGACAAUUGAGAUUAUUAUUCCAGGUAGCAGAACAAUGCCAGCCUUCGGUCAUUUUCUUUGAUGAAAUGGAUGGUCUUGCACCAAAGCGUUCACGUCAGCAAGAUCAGACCCACAGCUCAGUAGUAUCUACAUUGCUUGCACUUAUGGAUGGUUUGAAGUCAAGGGGAUCAGUGGUUGUAAUUGGUGCAACAAAUUGUCCUGAGCACCUUGAUCCAGCAUUGAGACGUCCUGGGAGAUUUGAUAGAGAAAUCUAUUUUCCUUUACCUUCUGUUGAGGAAAGGGCAGCCAUUUUGGAUCUUCAUACCAGGAAGUGGCCAAAACCUCCAUCUGGAGAAGUUCUUUCCAGAAUUGCACAACAAACACCUGGAUAUGCUGGAGCAGAUUUACAGGCUUUAUGUACUCAGGCAGCAAUUAUUUCUUUGAAGAGGAACUUAUCUUUGAAAGAUCUCUUCAGUUUUGCUGAGAAAAAGGUGGAGCUCAUUCAUUUGCCUACACUUCCCCGGGUAACAGUGAAGGAAAGUGAUUGGGCUGCUGCUCUUGCACAGGCUCCUCCACCUUGUUCUCGAAGGGUAUCGAGCAUGGCAGUCGACGAUGUUAGUGCUCUGCCUCUUCAGAAACACAUGGUUUCAACUCUUCUCCAACCGCUAGUGGAAUUACUUGUUUCCCUUUAUCUAGAUGGGAGGAUUGCCUUGCCUCCUAUCCUUUGGAAAGCCUGUAGGUUAAUACAAGGUAUUGUAACAAUGGAUUUGCAAGAGAAGAAUCAUAUUAUCAUUCCUUGGUGGUCUUCUCUAAAGUCAUUGCCAGUGGGAUCUAAAGUUGCCAGGGACAUUGAGAAUAGCUUGUCUUCAGUUGGACUUAUAUGUGAUGGGUGUGAGUCUCUGUCUUCUGAUUUGGUGUCAAUCUCACUUGAUGAAGAAAUUACACAAAAUAUUGAAGAUUCUUGUUUGAAAACUGCUGAAAAUAAUUUUAAAGACAUGCAGAAACUAAAUGUGUGGGGGAACAAGGGGAGAGGAAUUGGGUUUCGGGUUUUGAUUUGUGGGGAUCCUAAAUCUGGACAAAAGUAUUUAGCUUCAUGUAUUCUCCAUGGCUUUGAAGGAUAUGUAGAAAUUCGUAAACUGAGUUUAGCAACAAUGUUCCAGGAAGGGCAUGGAGAUUUAAUCCAGGGGCUAACACAUAUUCUAGGAGCCUGUAGAAACAUUGGUUCAUGUGUAUUUUUUAUGCCUAAAAUUGAGGUUUGGGCACUGGCAAAGGCAGAGGGUGACAUGGAUGUAGAUAUGGCAUCUCAGGCAUGGGAUAUUCUGGUUCAGCAAGUGGAUUCAUUGCCUGCAGAUUUGCCGUUGAUAUUUCUGGCUACUUGUGAGCUACCAGCACUUACACUUCCUCUCAAGAUCAGGAACUUCUUCAUGAACAAACCUGGAAUUGUACCUUCACCAGCAUUAAAUAAAAAUGCACCACGUUUUUAUGUUCAGCUACCUGCUACCUUUGAUUGUAAGUUGUUUAUUGAUCAAGCUGCCAAGAACAUAACCCGUCUUGCCAUCAGAAGAUAUAUUGAGUUUAUUCAUGAUAUUUCUCAUUGUUACUCCACACCAAUUUGCAAAGCUAUUCCUGCAUUGUGUGAUGGAAAUAUGAAUGAAAGACCUCAGGAAAAUGUAAUCGAAUGCUUGUCAAAGGAAGGCACUGAAAGGGAGAAUGCUUCAGUACAUGAACCAAAUAACUGUCAUAAUGCUGACACUGUCAAUUGUUUUUAUAAAGGAAGUCAAGAUCAUUCAAGUAGUGGUAAGCAUUGCAGUUCGCUAUUGGAUGUUGAUACCCACCAUUUUACUAUGAAUGAUGGACAUGAGUGGCAGCAACAGUGGUCAAAUCAUAUUCUACAUAAGGCAUCUUACCAUGGAUCUGGAAAAGGAAGAACAGCUCUUCAGCUAGCGAUCGCAACAUGUGGGUACCAACUACUAUGCUAUCCACAGUUUGCUGAACUUUGCUGGGUUACUUCAAUGUUGAAAGGUGGUCCCUGUACAACAAUAGAUGGGCCUUGGAAGGGUUGGCCAUUUAACUCCUGUAUUCUUGAUACAAAUAGCUCACUAGGAGAAACUCCAGCUGGAGACAACUGUGGUGAACUUAAGGAUAGAGUAUGUGCCUCUUUAGUGACAGGUCUGGUUGCGGUGGGUCUGCUUGCAUAUAAAGGUUUGUACAAAACAGGAAAGGAAGUUGCAAAUGAUGUAAGAAAGGUUUUGGAAGUUCUUUUGAGAAAUAUCAAAACAAAAAUCCAAAACGGUAAAGAUAAAUACAAGUUUUCCCAUCUAUUAUCACAAGCAGCUUCACUGGAGGAUAUGAUGAAUAGCUGGGCAUAUAGCAUACAGAGCUUGGAAGUCAAUUCAUGUACUUCCAUAGGAGGUAUGUCACACUCUAAAGAGGAAAAUCAGGAUCUAACUUUGCGUACAUCAAAUGGUGUUACCGCAGUCGAUGCUGAAAAAGCAAAUUCACAAACAUUUGCUGAUGCUUGUCCAGUGUCUGAUGCGAAUUACAAAAAUGUUCUCCCAGGUGACUCUUCAGGUCCAAAUGUUCCACCACUUCCAAUACCUCUAAUGCCAGGUAGUUCUGUUCCUGCCUCGAGAAACAUUUGUAUGGAAGGGCUAUCAAGUCAAGGAUCUUUCACAAAGGGUGUUGCUUUACCGGAGGAUAGUUUGCCAGUCUUUCCAAGGGAAGCUGUUGUAAAGCAUGAUGUGAAAGAGAAAAUAUUGGAGAAGUCAAUAAGUUUGAAUAUGCCAGCGAAUGGGAUAAUUCUGAAAGAUACCUUCUGUGAUUAUUCUGAAAUCGGAACAAAUGAGAGUUUGACAAAGCCAACAUCAACCAACCAUUGUUUUCAUGACUCUAAAAAUGCUGGGUCACAGUCCCAUACUGGUUUAGGAGACAUACAAGGUGUUAACAUAGAGUCUAUAAACAAAACAGAUAAGAGUGAUAUCCUUUCCAGGUCUCAGGUGCAGUGUGUAUAUCAUUGUUGCUUGGAGUGCAUUCAUUCAGUACUUUUAUUGGUGAAACAGUUUUUGAAGAAUUGCUGGAAUGCAGAAGGAAAUAGAUCCAGCAUAGAUAGUGCUCAUGAUCUAGUCACUUCAUGUACAGUAAACAUACUUGCAGUUGUUGCUCAGUUUUGCAUAUUGGGGAGCAGAGAUGAGCCAGGCAAUAGAAAAAGUUUAGCUGAGGUUUUUGGUCAAUUAUCUUGCUCUUGUAAGGAUAUGACUGAAAAUCAAAUUAAAUGUAUACCAUCUAUAGGGGAGAGACAUGACAGUGCAGAGGAAAUUUUCAGAAGAGGAUGUAAAUGCCAUGCAAGUCUGAGGAAAAAGAAUGUAAGGUGGAAACAUGACCCAGAUGCUUAUUGGCUGGAAGGAAACCUAGAAUUUUUUGUUGCUGACCAUAUGUGCAAUUUCAGUUUGAAAUCACCAGAUCAGACUCAGGACAUUGAUUUUCAUUGUCAAACAGAACACUUGUGUUUAUGCUAUCUUAUUCAAAAAUUAUCAAGCAUUAGAAAGCCUUUACAAUAGCUACCUUUUUAAUGGUUUUAAUGCGGGCUGAAGGUGGACGGCACAUUGCCAUGUCCUUGAGAGAGUGCUUUGCUCACAACACACAUACUGGGCAAGCAUUUUUGGCAUAUAUACACAUGGAAAUUGAUUCUUUUAACAUAUGACAUUGUUUGGGAGGAUUAGCUCUACAGAAUCUAGAGAAUCCCCCAGGUUGAUGAGCUCUCCAAGAGUUCGAAAAUGAGGUCGACCUUCAGCUCAGGUAGUCAGCUUUUUCUCCCACCCAAUUACCCACCUCAUAGUUUGGCAAGUUUAAGCUUUAGACAUGAACUUCCAAGAAGCAGAAGGUUAUUGGUGAAGAAGGGAACAAGAAGACCAAUUACACAGGCAACAAGCCAUGGAUGAGGGUGUGAUGCUCCGGGACUUAAUUUUUUACGGCUCAUUUCGAUACAUAGUAAAAGCUAUGUUGAGAAUUCAUUCUGAAUUCAGAGGACGUGAGAGGGUUAGAUUCCUGAACAAUUCAAGGUUUUAAUAAAGUGUUGUCAAUUCCCUGGGGAAUUGUGUAAGAGCAACCUUUCAGCUCAAAUUGAUAGCUAAAGUAUUCAGAAAAUCUCUACUUGUUUCAAGAAAUUAACAAGGACUCAAUAAAUUGCUACAGAUGUUAUUAAGAUGUUUUAUUUGCUGCAAUUAAACGUUGUGCAUAUGUUAUUAGUGACAUGUUUUCUUACCAAUGAAAAUUUCCGAUCUGUAUUAGCAAGAUAUAUGUAAAUUGUGAGUUGCAGAUGUUCAAAGUCUCCAAUCUUUAGCUUCUGAUAAUGCUAAAGGCAAUUUCAUUAGGUUGCAUCUCGAUCGGCUAUUAGUUUGUAAGAAUUAAGGGGGAAUUUGGGUGGGUACAAUCUAGAAGAGAGAUGCUUAUUCUUGCUACUUUUCUUUAUUCAAGGGUUUUCGUAGUCUUUCAAAAGUGUUGAUAACUUUCAAAGUACAUGUCACAUUGGAGACUGCAGAAAGAAUUUUGAUGGCCUGAAUCUGGUGGUUGCUGAUACUUUUCCCUCAUCCUCACUUAUCCAUGGGAUACUGAUAUUGUUGUAUAUGGAAAUGAAUUGCAAUUCACUGACAAAAGUAUAAUCUGGGGAUUGAGACCCUGCAAAUGGCUAGCAGCAAUAUUGUAUUUUAAAAUUUGACAUUUGCACUCACACAAUGAGAAUCUUGAAGGGAUUCGUAGUGCUUUCAUGUUCAUGUUAAAGGUUUAUUUGUAAGUAAUCUUUAAGUGUUGAAGAUC
Molecule: messenger RNA, 7867 nt
Organism: Cryptomeria japonica (Japanese cedar)
Lineage: Eukaryota; Viridiplantae; Streptophyta; Pinopsida; Cupressales; Cupressaceae
Exons: 10
Coding region: 448-6612 (2054 amino acids)
Biological process (GO): positive regulation of transcription by RNA polymerase II
Cellular component (GO): nucleus
Molecular function (GO): ATP hydrolysis activity; histone binding; ATP binding
Source: RefSeq, a predicted model, not a curated record